GAAAGCAAGGAAUAAAGAUUAAAAUUAAAAUCAUAAUUAUGUAAAAUCUAAAUUUAUUCCUUGGGUCACCUAAGGUACACAUUCUACAUUUUCCAUUUUAUUCUGUCAAGGAAAUCACCCAGGUCACCCUUUUAUAUCACUCCAAACCUUACAAAACAAGUCUUUUUUGUUUUGUUUUGUUUUGUUGUUUUGUUUUUGAGACAGGGUUUCUUUGUGUAGCCCUGGCUGUCCUGGAACUCUCACUGUAGACAAGGCUGGCCUCAAACUCAGAGAUCUGCCUGCUUCUGCCUCCCAAGUGCUGGGAUUAAAGGUGUGCUCCCCCACUGCCUGGCCAAAACAAAUCUUUUUUCACAUACGUUUAUUUUUCAGAGUCAUCUGUACGUACCAUUCUAAAUACUUUUUUAAAAUUACAUUCUGAACAUUUUCCUAUCAUUUCAGAUACUAUUACUGUUUUUGUCUCUAAAGCCAGUUCAUUAAAUGAUACGAAAGCUACACAGUGAAAAGAACCCAGUCUUCUCCAGAGUCCUGUUUGUUGUGAAUGUGUUCCAGAACUCUCCUUGUAGAUUUCUUUCAAUGAUCGAUACUUUAGGAUACUGGAAUAGGACUUAGUUUACAAACAUUAGGACCCCACACCUCCUGGGCAUGUAAAACUAGUCUCUCUGCUUCCAGGGAAUGACUGGGAUAGUUCAUCUACAUCAAUGUUUUUCUCAGCUUGGGUUGAAGAGGGCGAUGAAGCAAUUUCUAGAGACAUUUUUGUGUCACAGUUGUCCAAUGUUCUAUGAAUUGGAGCCUCAGUUUGCUGCUAAACUUCCAAUGCACAGAACUAUCAGCAACCAAGAAUACCAAUGGUGCCAAAGUUGAGACAUUGUGAUUUGGAUCAACGUUGUUCACAAAGUUAGAUUCUCAGGCCACCAUCUUCAUAUCCUACAACUUUUGUGUCCAGUGGUAAAUUCCCCGAGUCUCUGAAAAGAUGGCGAAGUCGCCUGGAACAGGAAGCCCAGAGACCACACCACAGCUCAGCUCCGAAGAUGGCAGCGGAGAGGGGAGGGGAGGAAGCUGAACUGCUUCACAAGGAAAAUGGAACUGACAGGGCGGGCUGAGAUCAAUGUGCCUGAUGGUGAACAUCGCCUCUGGCCAACCUUGGGGCAGCCCAAUGUGAUUAACCAUGAUCGCCCCAUCUAACCUGGUCCGAGAUGAUUCAACCUCCUAAGAGAUGAAUUGUGAAAUUGUGAGUGGGACAGAUCGAUGGAUUCAGCUGUCACUGGGGAAGUAUGACAGACAAGGAACAACAGCACAGGGACCAGAACUCCAGCUAGAUCAUGUUCUACAUCCCAGCUGUUCUCUGGGUCUGCAGCCAUUCUUUGAACCUCGGCUUAAUCUUUUGUUGAUUGAGAAUAUUAAUUACCAAAUUUUCCUCUCCAUCCCGGGUCAUUUUUCUUGGUUAGAAUUGUAGCACUGGCAAUAAGACACAUUAAGCAGCAAGGGAGACUUAUUCUUGGUUAGGAACAGAAAUGGGAGAUAAACUCACAUCAACUUCUUGACCGAUUGGGGUUAGGGAGAUGGAGAGAUAGCACAAAAGAAAUGAGGCUAGUUGGGGGACUUGUAGCCUUUCUGGGAACAGCAGGGGUUUUCCAGCAAUUUGGGCACUGCUUUUAUGGGUCCUUUUAGUUGACAACUGUCAUAGUUGGCACUUAGAAGGAUGAUAACCAAGUUGGAGGUUAUUUGUCUUUUGCUCUGUCAGCCAUCUUAGAUGUCAACCAGUUUUGGUAAACUCACCUGAAGAAGAGGUUGAAGCCUUUAAAAAUUCUGUCUUCAAAGAUAAACAAGAUUGCAACAGGGUAGAAAAUCAGGUAGGUAAAGUCAGCAGUACAAGAUUAGGGGAGUGUCACACAUUGGCUAUGGUUAGUGUAAAGAUUAGAAAUAGUGUCCAAGUGGCCUACCCUAUAAAUUUUGGUGCUGGUUAGCUAGCCCUCAUUAUCACAUAAGGCAAUUCUUUGCAAUAUAUGACAUAUAUCUCCUAGUGGCUCUGGGACCUAGCCCAAGGCCAGACCUGCAAAUAGUCAUUUACUAUACCAUAUUAUUGUUAUUAGUGAUUAACACACAGUAUAUCUAAGAUAGCUAGCUAUGGGCUAGGUUCUAAAGAAAUCGUGAAGAAAAAGACAGGCAGGUUUCCUUACUCAAUGUGCAUUUAUAGUUUGCCUGUGGUAUUCUGUUAGGCCUGCAAGACACUGGGUGAUCAUUGUCAGACAGACUGCUGUGGGCUGUGGAAGGAACUGGUUCUCCCUUCAGGCAACAGGCUCGGUUUCUGAAACUCUACCUAGGGAUGAGUGUGUCUAGAAGCUGGGACUGGGUGGUAACAGGGCAUCUUUGACACUGUGACUGGCAUAGUGAUGUGGCUAAAGAAGCCGAGGUUAACCGUGGCUACUGGGAACCACCACCUGGACCAUGCCUUGGUACCCGUGUCUGCUUGAGACCAAAGGACUGUGGCUGGUGAGUAUGUUUCUGGAAGGGGAUAAAGUGCGUAGUUUAAUUAAAAUUGUUAUCCAUGAUUCAGGCGGUAAUAUGAAACACUAAGAAGAAAAUGCAGUGCUUUAUCAGGAGGAACCUGCAAGCACGGGCCAUUUCUUGUGCGACCUGGGACUCCGCCGGACCACUUUUUCCGUAACACCUAUCCGGUGCCAAAGCCGCCGAACUUCCGUCCCGUUUCCGCGGAGCCGGAGCGUGAGGCUAUGUGAGCUUGGAGACCAGAGACCUUAUCAUCACUCGAUCUGGUUCUGAUCCCCUCUCUGCGUGGCUUCCGAAGUCAAGAAGGAGUCCUGCCUUUGGUUACCCAACACUGGCCCCAUGGCUUCCAUGCAGAUGGAUCCUGAGUUAGCCAAGCAACUCUUCUUUGAAGGAGCCACUGUGGUCAUUCUGAACAUGCCCAAGGGGACAGAGUUUGGCAUUGACUACAACUCCUGGGAGGUGGGGCCCAAGUUCCGGGGUGUGAAGAUGAUCCCUCCUGGCAUCCACUUCCUCCACUACAGCUCUGUGGACAAGGCCAAUCCCAGGGAGGUGGGCCCUCGGAUGGGCUUCUUUCUUAGCCUGAAGCAGCGGGGGCUGACAGUCCUGCGCUGGAAUGCGGUUCAGGAAGAGGUAGACUUGUCUCCAGCUCCAGAGGCUGAAGUAGAAGCUAUGAGAGCCAAUCUUCCUGAGCUAGACCAGUUUCUGGGACCUUACCCAUAUGCUACACUCAAGAAAUGGAUCUCACUCACCAACUUCAUCAGUGAGGCCACCGUGGAGAAGCUGCAGCCUGAGAGCAGGCAGAUCUGCGCCUUCUCAGAUGUCCUGCCCGUGCUUUCCAUGAAGCACACCAAGGACAGAGUGGAGCAGAAUCUACCCCUCUGUGGUACUGAGUGCAAAAGCUACCAAGAGGGCUUAGCCCGGCUGCCUGAGAUGAAGCCCAGGGCUGGGACAGAGAUCCGCUUCUCCGAGUUGCCCACUCAGAUGUUCCCAGCAGGUGCCACACCCGCAGAGAUCACCAGGCACAGCAUGGACUUGAGCUAUGCCCUCGAGACUGUGCUCAGCAAGCAGUUCCCUUGCAACUCCCAGGAUGUACUUGGUGAACUCCAGUUUGCCUUCGUGUGCUUCCUGCUGGGCAAUGUGUAUGAGGCGUUUGAGCACUGGAAGCGGCUCCUGAACCUCCUGUGUCGGUCAGAAGCAGCCAUGGUGAAGCACCGUACGCUGUACGUCAGCCUCAUCUCCAUCCUGUACCACCAGCUCGGUGAGAUCCCUGCCGACUUCUUUGUGGACAUUGUCUCGCAGGACAACUUCCUCACCAGCACCUUACAGGUUUUCUUUUCUUCUGCCUGCAGUAUUGCUGUGGAUGCCACCCUGAGGAAGAAGGCGGAGAAGUUCCAAGCCCACCUGACGAAGAAGUUCCGAUGGGACUUUGCUUCGGAGCCUGAGGACUGUGCCCCGGUGGUGGUGGAGCUCCCUGAGGGCAUCGAGACUGGCUAACUGCAAAUCCUGAAGCCAGGGAGACCCCUUCCCACGUGGCUACUACCCAUUUUCUCCGCUCAUCCAUCUGUCCUGGGACCUUCCAGCAUAGUGAUCCAGUCAGGUCCUGCAGAGGUGGAGCCAGUAAAUGCAUCCCUCUUCACCAGUAAAUGCAUUCCUUUGCUGAAAAGUGGGGCAUUUGUGGUUCCCUUAUCCUGGCCCUGGUGCUUAAUUUCAGAAAAAGGCCCUUUCAGAAGGUCCAGGUGAAACCUGUCCCAGCAACAGUCUGAUCCCUUCUGACAAUGAGAAAAUGAACUUUCAGUCUAAAAGACUAGCUGCUUAUUCCAUACCUGGUUCAAAGAAGAAAGAAGAGACCUGGUCCAUCCGUGGUGUUAGUGGGUGAAUUUCUAAGUUAAAUGUAGGUUUGAGGUUGAAUGUGGUUGUACAGGAUUUCUGCCUGCUCCUUGUUGAAUGGGAGGAAGCCUGCCAGGAACUGGGCCUCUGAGCUCUCAGGAGCCCAGCCCGAGGAAGGCUGACAGGAUGAUGGCUCACUGAGUCUGACAAUGGUCAACUUCAGCAUCCUUUCCCGAGGCCCCUCCUGCCUAGAAGCCCCAGGGGUUGAUGUCCCAGAACUGGCCUCUGGUCUGGGGCUUCCAUUUUGAAGCCUCACACUCUCAGGAGGGACACAGAAGCCUUCCUUCCACAUGUCCCCACUUUUUCACUGAGGCCAUUGUGACUUUUUCUGAUGACAUGGAAAUCAACAGCAAAAGGAAAAGUUCUUGUCCCAAGUCUGUUUCUUAGGCCCUGUUAGAGGUGGGCCUUUUCUUCAGAGCCCUGGAGAUGCGGGGUGGCGUAACUUCCCAGCCCUGCUGUGGGGCUGCCCUCACUCAGUGCUGUCACGUUUCUGGGUUAGGGAGUCUCGAGGGCACACCCGUUGUGCUGUGUGGGCAGAGUUCUGCCUCAAGAAGGCUCCCAGGCCCUCCACCCUGACCUCAGGCCAUUUGCUGUGCUCUGGCCUCCUGGUGCCGUCCUCUUCUGGGGCUCAAGCUCCCAGCAGGACGUGGAAUGAGAGUCUGUUGGUGCCUCUUGUUUCCUUGGAGAUUUUUUCCAAGAGCAGAAUGUACAUUAAAGUCUUUGAGUUGGA
Messenger RNA from Peromyscus californicus insignis, 5122 nucleotides. It is a transcript of the gene Aar2, whose product is annotated as AAR2 splicing factor. Gene Ontology annotation, biological process: spliceosomal tri-snRNP complex assembly. NCBI's taxonomy places the organism in Eukaryota, Metazoa, Chordata, Mammalia, Rodentia, Cricetidae. The record is from RefSeq and is a predicted model, not a curated record. Bases 2845 to 3999 code for a protein of 384 amino acids. The transcript is spliced from 5 exons.